AUGGAAGGUAAGUUGGCUGGUGAUGAGCCUUAUUACCCCUCAGAUGAUGCUGCCAGUUUUGAGACUGAUCCAGAUGACAUAUUUGAUGAUGAUGAAGGAGUAGUUGAACAGAGAGUAAAAGCAAAAGGAAGGAAGGUGAAAAACAGAGUUGUGUUUGAUAAAACCUCCAAGAAAAUAGUGUGGGAAACAGGCCUCCAAUUUGAAAGUGUUAAUGAAUUUAGAACUGCAGUUACCAAGUAUACAGUCCAUGAGCAUGUUGCCAUUGAAAAAUGUAUUAAUGAAGCUACAAGGGUAAGGGUUAGGUGUGUAGAGGGUUGUCCUUGGCUUUUAUUUGCUAGUCUUGACUCUAGGACUAACAACUUUGUGGUGAAGACCUAUAAUCCAAUUCACACGUGUGACCCUACCAAUAGGAACAAGCUUUGCAAUACCAAAUUCUUAUCUAGUCACUAUAAUGAGAGAAUAAAGGAACAACCAAACAUUAGGAUUUUUGAGUUGCAACAGCUCAUUAAGAAGGAGUUGGAUCUUUAUGUUGGUAGAACUGUGUGUAGAAGAGCAAGAAACAAGGUUUUAGCUGAGUUGAGGGAUGACCAUGUUUUGGAGUUUGGGAGGAUUUUAGAUUAUAGGGAUGAGUUGUUAAGAUCAAAUCCAGGUAGUACAUGUGUCGUUAGGAUUAGUGAUGAGACAUUUGAAGGUGGAAAAAAAAUGUUUAGAGGAUUCUACAUAUGUUUUGAUGCAAUGAAAAAGUCAUACUUAGCUGGUUGUAGGAAGUGCAUUGGUAUGGAUGGUUGCUUUUUAAAGGGAAUCUCAAAAGGUCAAUUACUUGUUGCUCUUUGUAAAGAUGGAAACAAUCAGAUGAUACCACUGGCCUGGGCAGUAGUUGAGGUUGAGAACAAGCACAAUUGGACUUGGUUUAUUAGAAUUUUAAAGGAAGAUCUUCAGCUGUGA
Messenger RNA from Lycium barbarum (goji berry), 945 nucleotides. RefSeq lists its product as uncharacterized. The transcript has a single exon. NCBI's taxonomy places the organism in Eukaryota, Viridiplantae, Streptophyta, Magnoliopsida, Solanales, Solanaceae. The record is from RefSeq and is a predicted model, not a curated record. The coding region runs from base 1 to 945 and encodes 314 amino acids.